Molecule: messenger RNA, 1668 nt
Organism: Salvia hispanica
Lineage: Eukaryota; Viridiplantae; Streptophyta; Magnoliopsida; Lamiales; Lamiaceae
Product: NAD(P)-binding Rossmann-fold superfamily protein
Biological process (GO): cyclic threonylcarbamoyladenosine biosynthetic process
Cellular component (GO): plastid
Molecular function (GO): tRNA threonylcarbamoyladenosine dehydratase activity; ubiquitin-like modifier activating enzyme activity
Source: RefSeq, a predicted model, not a curated record
GUUUUAAGUAAAACACCCCGUAGUUGGCCGCUCGAACAGAGAGAGAGAGAUGGGAGAGCGAGGGAAAUAUGUGGUGUUGCUUGGGGCCGGAGCUCUAAUUGGUUCUGCCGCUACCCUUGCUCUCGUCAAACUUCUCCCCAGACGGAUUGGAGGGGAGGGUGCUAAUGUGGACUCCAUUGAAUCCAAAGAAUGUAAGUUCGUGGAAAGUGUGAAUCAUGGUGUGGAUGGCACUGAUCUGCUGAUGGAUGAUAUUGUGUCUGAACAACUUACAAGGAAUAUUCAGUUCUUUGGCUUGGAACACCAGAAAAAUGUAGUAUCUUCUUUUGUUGUUGUCAUUGGUCUUGGAGGAGUCGGGAGUCAUGCUGCAUCUAUGCUUUUGAGGUCUGGUGUUGGCAAGCUUCUUCUUGUUGAUUUUGACCAGGUCUCAGUUUCAUCGUUGAAUAGACAUGCAGUUGCGACUAGGGAGGAUGUUGGUACCCCGAAAGCCAUAUGUCUGAAGAAGCAUUUCUCAGCAAUAUUCCCAGAGUGUCAUGUAGAUGCAAAAGUGAUGCUAUAUGAUUCAUCAUCUGAAGAUGAAAUUCUUUCCGGGAACCCUGAUUUUGUUUUAGAUUGCAUUGAUAACAUUGACACAAAGGUGGCUCUUCUUGCUGCAUGUGUUCGGCGUGGAUUGAAAGUUCUAUCUGCUACUGGAGCUGGGGCAAGAGCUGAUCCAACAAGAAUACGUGUGGCUGACUUGAGAGAAUCAUCCAAUGAUCCAUUAUCUCGUGCAGUUAGGUACCGCUUAAGGAAGGAACAUGGUAUUGAAGGUGGUAUUCCUGUAGUGUUUUCACUGGAGAAACCCAAGGCAAAACUGCUUCCUUUCAAAGCACCAAAUGGGGAAGAAGAAAAUCCUUCAGAUUAUCAAAUUGUUCCAGGUUUUCGAGUUCGCAUCAUUCCUGUCCUGGGAACGAUUCCAGCAAUUUUCGGACAAGUCAUGGCUUCAUAUGUUGUAACACAAUUAGCAGAAUUGCAAGUUCAUGUGGAGCCAGUUGUUAAUUUUGAUACAGAUCAUUACCGAGUCCUCCAUCAGCGUCUGAUUGAGCAUGAAGAGCUACAAUUCGGUACAGCAAAGCAAGUUCAGGUGGAUGUUGAGGAGGUUAUGUAUAUAGUUAAAGAGUUGUGGCAUGGCCGAAGUGCUAGAGAUGAAUCACCUAAAGAUGUUGGACGUGGAAUGUGGCGUUCAGUCAAUGAUUUAAUGCUUAUCAGAUGGGAUCGCACGAAACCAGCUUCAGUCUCAAAUCUAGUUCUCCUAAAAUUCAAAGAGGCUGAUGAACACGAGGUGAGGUCAUUGGAAGAUAUAAAAGAACAAGAACCAGAGUUUUUUGCUAGAGUGACAUCGGUGCUGAAGCGAGCCGAGCUUGAUUUCGGGUUAUGAUUUGAAUGGGAGAUGCUUGGAUGUUGGAAUUUAAACCCCCAUUUGCAUGAACGCUUUCAACAAGAUGGGACCUCAAACUGAAGGGUGGCAAAUAUGAGUUUAGUUUGUGGAAAGUUUUGUACGGCUUGAUCUUGUACUUGCAUAGACAUAGCUCUGAAGAAGAAUCAGCACAUCAUGUUCUUUUACUAGUACUUACUAACUCUAGCUUUUCCUCAUAAACUAUUUCUAAUUUAAGGUUCAAAUUCAAAGUUAAA